AUGGCACUCACAAUCAAGCAACUCAACGGUGAUACCGCCUUCUUACUGAGCUUUGAGCCCAUUGAGUGCCCUUCAGCGGCACCGUGGGCGGCUCCGGAACCCUUCCGCAUCCUCUUGGACCCCUGGCUAGAGGACUCGUACUCGAUCAACCCGAAAGCCUCGUUUGCGUCUCACGUCCAGGUGGCGUGCGUGUCAUCGCUGCAACAACUCGCACAGCCCGAUCUCGUCAUCAUCACCAACGCUCGCAGCGAACACUGCAAUGAAACCACUUUGCGCCAGCUACCUCCUACGGGCACCAAGACGCUCAUCCUGGCGGAGCCCGCGGCGGCAAAGUUGAUUCGAAGCUGGAAGUACUUUGACGAAGACAUGGUCAGGACUCUGGAACGAUGGGAGACUCGCACCAAGAGCCGAGAGACCGUUGUACGAGUCCCAGUGCCGCCGCAGGUCUGUGGCGGCAACGAAGGGGAGGUGACGGUUUCCUUGAUACAUCAGAAAAGGGACCUCACCGGUCUCCAUUCCGCAGUCGCCAUCACCUAUCGUCCUCCCCCGCCGCAUGCAUCAAUCUUUCGCCGCCAGGCCACGACACCGCCCAAGUCGCCGACGGCUUCCGUAUCAGACCUCCCUCCGCAGAUCCCCACGCCGCGCCUUUCCCUCUUGCAAACCCCCGACUCCCCGGUUUCCGCAAUACUCGGACCCUUUACUCCGCCAGCAUCGCCUGACUUUAUGAAGCUGCGGACAGUCCGCUCGCUGGCGUCCAUACCGCCCCAAGCGCGCAACCGGGCCGUGUCGCUGGUCUACUCCCCUUACGGCACGUCUUACAGCUGCAUGGAGCCGUAUGUCACCUCGCAUCUUCUGGCGGAAGCAGCCCUUCCGUUGACGGCUAUGCUGCACCCAUUCGAUACAGUGCCGCAUCCGUGGGGGCUGAGCGGCAACCUUGGAGCCGGAGUUACUGCCGGGCUGGAGACGGCAAAAUCAUCGGGAGUGCGUGCGUGGAUCAGCGCCAGGGAUGGCAGGAACGUCGGCGGCCUUGCUGGCAAGCUGGUGUAUCGAAAGAAGUAUCCGCGCGAGGAGGUUGAGGAGGUUAUCCGACAGGCUCUGGGACGGUCCACGCCGAGGGGCAGCGGUGGAUACGCUCGCGGCAAAAAGCCCGGCCGGACAACGGAGACGCUGGCGCUGAGUCAAGGCGACGAGGUGACGAUGACGAGUGAGGGCAUCUGGGAGGAGACGGAGUGUCCCAGCCCGCUUCAGUACGCCGACGAGAAGCUCAACGCGCUGCUGAGAACCUAG
Purpureocillium lilacinum is the source of this 1287-nucleotide messenger RNA. RefSeq lists its product as uncharacterized. The record is from RefSeq and is a predicted model, not a curated record. NCBI's taxonomy places the organism in Eukaryota, Fungi, Ascomycota, Sordariomycetes, Hypocreales, Ophiocordycipitaceae.